Macrosiphum euphorbiae (potato aphid) is the source of this 1800-nucleotide messenger RNA. The record is from the annotation of a GenBank genome assembly. NCBI's taxonomy places the organism in Eukaryota, Metazoa, Arthropoda, Insecta, Hemiptera, Aphididae.
AUGUUGUAUGUAACUAAUAGUAAUAAAGAUAAAAACCAAGAUUUAGUUCAACAAAUUCGUAAGUGGGCUGUGCAGUAUAAUGUAUCACAUGGUUGUGCCAAUGAGAUGUUAAAUAUUCUUAGAAACAUAGGUCAAGAAAUUCCCAAGGAUAUCCGUACAAUUCUACGUGAACAUAAAGCUGUUAGACCAAUUUCAGAAAUUAAAAACGGUUCAUAUCUUAAUUUAGGUAUUUGUAAUAUUGUUCAACCUCACUUAUUAAAACAAAUAAAUAGUAUAACUAAUAAUAUAAUUAUAAAAUUAAGUUUCAGUAUUGAUGGUCUUCCUUUAGGUAAAAAUUCUAAAACACAGUUUUGGCCUAUUCUCAUGUCAUUCAUAAAUGUAUCCAUUUUUAAAAAGAAAAUUUUUCCUGUUGGUAUUUUUCACAGUUUUAAUGGUAAACCUGGUGAUAUAAAUGAAUAUUUAGGACCAUUUAUAAAUGAGCUGAAUCACAUAUUAACUUAUGGUAUUCAAAUAAACAAUAAACAAAUUAAUUUUGAAGUAGCUCACAUUGUAGCAGACGCGCCAGCUAAAGCGUUUUUAUUAAAUGUUAAAAACCAUAAUGGUUAUUUUGCCUGUACGUCUUGUGAAGUCGAAGGAGAAUAUUUGGAUAGAAUUUGCUUUUUAGAUGUAUCUGCACCGUUAAGAACAAAUAAUUCAUUUAGGUUAAAAUCAAAUGCUGAAUAUCAUAAAGAUGGAUUUAGCCCAUUGAUAGAUCUUCCUAUCGACAUAACAAAGUGUGUAGUUUUGGAUUACAUGCACUGUGUAUGCCAGGGUGUGGUAAAAAGACUAUUAGAUUUCUGGGUUAAAGGUAAAAAACCAGUUAGAAUGUUGGAGGAAAAAAAAAAUUCUAUUUCAUUAGCUUUAUUCAAUUUAAGAAAAUCCAUACCAUCAGAAUUUGCUCGUUUACCAAGAAGUCUAGAUGAUCUGGAAUAUUGGAAAGCGACAGAAUUCCGCGAAUUUUUACUUUACACUGGUAUUAUUGUCUUAAAAUCUAAUAUAAAGAAGGAACAAUACAAUCACUUUCUUCUUUUGUUUACAUCUAUUAGAAUACUGUGUUCAGAUAAAAUUUUUAAUACACAUAGUGAUUUAGCUUCAAAGUUUUUAGUAGAAUUUGUUCAAAAUUAUUCAUGCAUUUAUGGUUCAAAAUUUGUUAGUUACAAUGUACACAGCUUAAUUCAUUUGCCUUUUUUUGUAAAUUUACACGGGCCGUUAGAUAAUUUUAGCGCUUUCAAAUAUGAAAAUUAUCUUCAAACACUUAAAAAAUCAAUGAAAUGCUGUAGAUUUCCACUUGCUGAAAUCCUAAAUAAAGUAUUAGCAUCUGAAGGUGAAGAGUUAAAAACUCCUUUAAAUAACAAUUUGUUUAUUAUAGAGUCUUUUAAAAUAGAUAAAAAGCUCUCAAAUUUUAGAUUCACUUAUUUUAAAAACAUUAUUCUUAAAUCAAAUAACUAUACUCUUUGCUGUGAUAAUGUUAAAGAUCGGUGUAUUAUUCUAGAAAAUGAGGAUAUAGUGAUGAUAAAAAGUUUAUAUAAAUUAAACUCUAAAAAUGAUAGUACAAUUAAACUAUCUGUUGUUAAAUUUUUAACUGUAAAUAAUUUGUUUUUACAACCUGUACCGAGUAAACUCGUAGGAGUUUUUUCUGUUAAGACUGAUCAUAUAUCUAAUGUUUAUGACAUAAGUGUAAAUAAUAUUAUAUUUAAGUGUUUUUUUGUCCAACUUUCAAAUAAUGAAGCAAUUGUUAUUUCUCUUUGCCAUAGUAUGUAA